Molecule: messenger RNA, 9602 nt
Organism: Neoarius graeffei (lesser salmon catfish)
Lineage: Eukaryota; Metazoa; Chordata; Actinopteri; Siluriformes; Ariidae
Exons: 12
Coding region: 1789-8661 (2290 amino acids)
Biological process (GO): regulation of transcription by RNA polymerase II
Cellular component (GO): nucleus
Molecular function (GO): RNA polymerase II cis-regulatory region sequence-specific DNA binding; DNA-binding transcription factor activity, RNA polymerase II-specific
Source: RefSeq, a predicted model, not a curated record
UGUAGUUUAACUCUAUUGAUCACAAGUAUUACAUUUGCACAAUGUACCAAAAGAGCGGCGGCUACAAUUAUCGACAGUCCAUAAUUAUCGAUGCCUUUUCAGGUUUACCAAUAAGAAACAAUUUUACAAAGGCGAGUUUCAGUUAGAACGGUUAUUAUUGGUUAAUUAAUCAACCGGAAGACCCUCCUCGCCCUUUGCUCUUGUCGUCUGAUGACACAGCUCGUUACCUGAGAUGGAAUUUUUUUUAGCAUGAUCAGCAGUUUGUGGAAAACCCGGAUGUUCUCAUCGCAGGAUCUUAUUAGACAAUCUCAUUAGGAACUCCACAGCCAUCUCAUCCAAACAUCUCCAAGCCUCAAUUGGGAUACCAUCUGGUCCGACUGCCUUCCCAGUAUUCAUUCUUUUCAUGGCUGCCCUCACGUCAUCCUUACUAACCAACUCUGCUUCCUGAUUUGCUGUCUCCAACGAAUCUGACCUUUUCUCUCUUGGAUUCUCCCAUUUAAUAAAUCCUCAAAGUACUCUUUCUACCUUCUUAAUACACUUUUUUUUGUCAGCACAUUUCCAUUUAUAUCUUUCAUCACUCUCACCUGCUGUACAUCCCUCGCUUCCCUGUUUCUCUGCCUAGCUAGUCUGUACAGGUCUUUCUCUCCUUCUUUGGUCUCCAGUCUUUUGUACAACUCCUGGUAUGCAUCUGCUUUUGCCUUUGCUACCGCUUUUUUUGCCUUCUGUCUCAUCUCUUUGUAUAACUGCCUGCUUUCCUGAUUGUCCCAAUUCUUCUUUGCAAGCCUCUUCUUUUUUAUAAUUUCCUGCACUUCUUUUCCACCACCUUGUCUUCCUUCUUCCUUCCCGAUGACCACCCUAGCACCUUCCUUGCUGCCUCUCUUAAUAGUAUAGUAGUAGUAUCCCAGUCUUCUGGCAGACUUCCAUCACCACUCAAUGCUUGUCUCAUUUCUUCCCUAAACUCCUUCUGAUGUUCAACCUCUUUUAGUUUCUUUUUCACUUUCAAGCUCAUCCUGCACAUGACCACUCGAUGUUGUCUAGCUACACUCUCCCCUGCCAUCACUUUACAGUCUCCAAUCUCCUUCAGGUUACCCCUUCUGCAAAGUAUGUAGUCCACCUGUGUAGACCUUCCUCCACUCUUAAACAUCACCCUGUGCUGCUCUUUCUUCUCGAAGUAUGUAUUGACUAUUGCCAAAUUCAUCCUCUUUGAAAAAUCAAGUUUAUUUGUAUAGCGCUUUUAACAAUAAACAUUGUCACAAAGCAGCUUUACAGAAUUUGAACGACUUAAAAUCUGAGCUAAUUUUAUCCCUAAUCUAUCCCCAAUGAGCAAGCCUGUGGCGAUGGCAGCAAGAAAAAACUCCCUCAGACGACAUGAGGAAAAAACCUCGAGAGGAACCAGACUCAAAAGGGAACCUAUCCUCAUUUGGGCAACAACAGACAACAUGACUAUAACAUUAACAGUCCUAACAUAAAGUCAGCUUCGUUGAUGCCAUAAACCCCCCGCCGACGGAAACCCGAGCACAAAACUGCUCACGACAACUGCAGUCCUAAAGUCAGCAAGUCAACUGCAGUCCCCAGCCACAAAAGCACCACUGCAAGAGUCCAGAGCGUCCUCCAGGCGCGACCACCAACUGUCCACAUGGGGCUGCCCUCCACAGGAGCGAUGUGAUGAGACUCCAACCAGACACAGGGCACCAGGAUGGAUCAGGCAGGUCCGAGGAGCAGAAGAGGAGUUUUAACUACUACUAAGUCUUCAUUAAUUGGAUUCCUUAAGUUCUGGAGCUAAGGAUCAUGGAGCUCGCCAGUCAGUCAGUCAGUGAUCUGUUUCUUCCUAAAGGAGAUAUGUCUCUAGCUUUGGAGCAUGUAGCUCCAACAGAAACGGCAUUAGAUCACACAGUACAGGACAUCACGGCACAGAUCAUUGGCUUGGGCGAAGGGAAAGUGGACCUUUACGUCCCAUCCGAAGCAAUAAUUGAACCGAUAUCCCCAGCAGAGGUAGAGCCAGAAGAAAGUGCACUUGCAGUUUCGACAUAUGAGGCUCCUCAAGGUGAAAUGACAAAUCCUGUUCGGUCAAAUCAUUCUUCAGAUCCAGGUAUGCCAAAUGAUAUAAUAGCAGUCAACAGUUCAGUAUCUGACUCAAACCUCAGUGAAGCACCAGAAGAUUCAGCUGUCAAGGCAGAUAUAGCUCCUGCAUGUGAAGCAUCCCCUGGAGACUUGAACUCGAACCCUAUAGCUCCUGGAGAGACUGGAAUCUCUAAAGACGAUACAAGUGUCAGAAAGUUCAUCCCACCAAAGAAAGACAGAAUGGACCCACUAAAAAUGGACAUGUCUAAGCCGACAGUGAUUCCCCUGACCUCAUCUCAGCUUUCGCUGCAAUGUCUGGAGUGCCACAUCAUUUUCAGUGACGACAAGAGCAAGCAACGUCACCUCAAAAUGAACCACCCUACUGAGUAUGAGCAGUGCAUGCUUGGAGAUGCACUGUUUGCAUGCUAUGUGUGUGAUCGGCAUUUUACCUGCUCGACAGAGCUCAUGGCACAUCAGCGAUCUCACACAGAAAAGCAGCCCUUUAAGUGCCCCAUUUGUGGAGAAGCCUUCGGCCGAUCAUCUGAGCUCACAAGCCAUAAGAAGAUACACUAUAACAAGCAAGGUUAUACUUGCUCGGACUGCGGCAAGCACUUCAAAACCCUUACUUUGCUUAAGUACCACCAGCGUGUACACACUGGAGAAAGGCCAUACGUUUGUAUACAUAAAGAGUGUGGCAAAAGGUUUACCAUGCCCAAAGGUCUCCAGAAGCACCUGGAAGCACAUCAGAAUGAGGUGACUGAAGGUGUAGAAAACUUGACAAAUUCCACAAGCAAAACAAAGAAAAAGAGGAGUAAGGGUGCAUCCUCUAGAAAAUAUGCAUGUGCACAAUGUAAUGAAUCUUUCAAGACAGCCAAAUCACAGCUGCACCACUGUAGGACAAAGCAUUCAAAGUGCUUAACCAUUACGCCACCCAACAGUACUGUGACUGCAGGAAGCCCAUGUGUUACAACUCUGACUGAAGUAGUUCAACUACCUCUACCACACGUGGAAGCCAUUGGACAAGCAGCACAACAAAUAAGCCCAGUUGGAGUUGAGCAGAUUAAAAGACUUAUCGAGAAAAUGGGAAAUGUCCAAAAAGUUAAUCAGCUAGUCAUUCUUGGACUUGAUCAGUUACCUGGAAUGCAACAGCCACAGCGCCUCAUACAACCAUUGCAUUUUGACUUCACACAGCCAACAGUCCAACAAGCUGAACUUCAGGAGGUAGGGGACAAGAAAGGAAACGAAGGAACAUCAGCUGGAACUGAGCAAGACAUGUUAUUGGAAUCGUUAGAGGUCGAGGUUGCUGUUGAACAAAAAACUAUGGGCCAGGAUGAGACAAUGACAGGAGCACAGGUACCGGUAAAUGAGGUUCAGCAUGAACCUCUGCCAGAACUCACUGAUCCUGAAAAGGAAAUUUUACCUCCUCAGUUGGAGGCCAGUCAUCAACCAGGCCUUGCAACAGAGGAGCAGCAGAUUCAAGAUGUAAUAGAUGUCAAAACUCCAGAAACAGGGAAUGAUUCCUCUUUGAUAAGUGAUUUUGAAAGUAGAGUAACGAAUGAGAAGGAACAUGGGAUCAAGCCAACAGAUAUCACAGUGUCGGAGAAGGCAAACACUAAUUCAGAGCCAAGUCAAAAGGACUCUGAGGCUACAGAUUCAUUAAUAGAACCUGAUACCCAGUCUGUGCAGGAGAAUGUAGUUAACCCUGAUUUGACCAACACCAGUGCAGAUCCUCUAAAUCAGAAGGCAUCUGAAGCACUAGGUUCAUUAGUAGAACCUGAGGCACAAACUGGGCAGGGGACUCUAGACAAACUUGAUAAGACCAUUGAUGAUGCAGAAUCCCCAUGUGAAAAGGCAAUGGAGGCAACACAGCCAUUAGAAGAACCUCAGCCAGAAACUGACCAGAGAAACCCUAACCUUGAUAAUAGUCAAGAGAUUGAAGCUCAGUUAGAGCAACAACAUUUAAAGGAAAUUCUGUCAUCAGAGGAUCAAAUAUUACAGAUGAAUGACCCUUCUCUUGGCAAUGUACAGCAUGAUCAAGAAAGUCCUCCCUUGGAGCAGGCAGCCUGUAGUGAAUCUGCUAUACAGCGAAGCAGAGUGGAAACUGAAUACCAGGUCCUUUUGGUAGAAACUUCCCCAUACAUUAAGAAGGCAUUGCCAGUAAAGAAGAAAAGUUCUAAAAAGAAAGUGAUCCCUAAGUCUCAGUACUUGAAAACUAAGGAUGAAGUUGCAAAAAGUGUAUUACCCAUAACACCUAGUCAGAAAAUUAGAACUGUAUCAAAGACACCAAAAAAACAAGAGAAGACGAAGAAACAUUUUGGAUCCAAACAAAAUAAGAAACAAUAUUCCAAGCCAAAAAUGUUAAGUAUGUCCAAAAACAGUCUAUACAAAGGUCAGCAAGACACUGAACAAGACAAUGUGCCUGCUUUGUCACAUCAUGAGAUUGAAAAGUUGAAACAGAAACAUAAGAAAGGAAGGAAAGCUGGAAAGUCUGCUGGACUCAUCCAACCCCUUAAUCUCCCCUGUGAAAAAAAAGUAAUGAAGGCAUCAGAACAAGCAUAUCGAGGGAAACCUCAGAAAAGAAAGUCAGAAAGCCAGAGAGAAUUGGUAAAGAAAGGAAAGUCUAUCCAGGAGACCCAGCAAGAUGAAACCCCUGUGCCGAAGAAGAAAAAGGUGGGCAAAAUUCCAGAGGCAACUUCUCAAAAGAAAGCAAAGAAUAACAUCACGGCAAAUAAAGUAAAUAAGAAAAGCCACAAGUUAGCAAAACAAAAGGAGAAAGAUAAAAUUGUAUCAGAGACCCCAGUCUUGGAUCAAAUAAAGCAACAGGCCUUGCUUUUGCUGAAAGGUCAUAAGCAGCCACAGCUGAAGGUGCACAAGUUGGAUGCUAAGACCACAGGGUUAGACCACCAACUAAUAAACAAGUGUCAAACCAAAGAAAUUUAUGGUUGUGAGACUACAGUGGAGUCAGCAAAUGAAGGUAUACAGAAUAAAUCGCUGCAAGCACCUGGCCAAAAGAAAAAGAAAGCAAAAACAAUGGGAAAGAAAUCCAAAGUAGAUUCAAAGCAAUCAUCUCAUUUUCAGAAAUCUCCUGUGAAUAGUGACUUCCCUACUGAUGCAAAACAAAAAGUUGUGAGGAAGCGUAAAGCUCCUGCAAAAAUAGAUCAGGAAAUUGCAUUAAGCCCUCCAUAUUCCCGGCUCAUAAUUGGAUGCCAUGAUUGUGGAAAGAGUUUUUCAGAAGUGUCUGCUUUGCAAGAGCACAUGGCAUCAAUGCACUCUGUAAAUGGAGUCCACCAGUCUAUUGUACACUGUGAUGUUUCUGAAAUGCCCACAGUUAGCCUGAGGCCAAAUGAAAUAAUGCUCACAAAUGCAGUCCACUCAAGCACCUUUGAAAUAAAUGUACCGUCUGACUGGGAUGUGGAGUCGGAGAUGAGAGAGAUUGGUUUGGGGGAUGAACAAAGGAAUGAGCACAGGCUUUCAUUCCCAGCCCUCAAUCCUUCCCCUUCUUUUCCAAUGGCAGCAACUUUCGUUGAAGGAGAGGGUAAACAUGGUGGUACUCUUGAUCAAGAGCCUUCACGUGGACAUAAAAAGGCAUUUGGUAAAAAUUCUGCCUAUCAUGUUGAAACAAACGAAACUAAGGUAGCAGUGCAGGAGACCAGAGCCGGACACUCCCUUCCACCAGUUUCAUAUGAGCCACAGGAAAGCAUGGCUGUUGGAGAGGCAUUGCCUUCAGAUAUGAAUUUAGUCUUGGGUGAGAACCAAAAUGAAGGAGAUUCCCAUAUAUCCACCAAGUUAUACAGCCUCUCCCAAAAUAACUCUGAUCUACAGGAAGGGGAAGCAAGCCAUAGCACAUUCUGUCUCAAUCCUUCAUUUAUUCAGAAUCAGCUGCCUACAAAACCUGUGAAUUCAGCAUCUGAUUAUAAUGUUGGAUCUCGCUUAACAGAGCAGUCGGAGAUUAAGCAAGAGGCAGACGAGAUAUCUGUUCAGACAGUAUUGAGCCAAACAAACACUUCUAUGGCAAGAGGUAAAAGAGGCCGAGGAAGCAAGGGUAGGGGAAAGAGACAACUUGGAAAAAGGCGUUCUGCUGAAAACAAACCUUCAGAAGAGAUGGUGGCCAAUGAAGACUGUCAGGUCGUCUUUGAGCUUUAUUCACUCACAGGUAACAGUGAGGAAAAGAAUGAAGAAAUCCUCAAAAGCAGAAAAGCCAUUAAUGCUACUGCAGCUUCCAUAGACUCAGCCUUGAAAGAAUCUUCAGAAGUUCAGGAAGUACACGUGUUGCCACAACCUGUUACUGCAAGUGCUUUGGAGAUAACGAAAUCAGAAAAUGAUUCCCUAAUUCAGAGAUCUGGAGAACAUGACAAGAACAGUAGUUUCUCCAGUAGCUUAAGGAAGGGGAGAAUCUCUGUACACUGUCAGAGUGGAAUGAGAGGACAGGGCAAACUGCAGUCAGAUAAUGGAUUAACUUCUGCUGGCACCUCUACUAAUGUGAAAACGGAAGCCAGUCUAUCUGUUCUCACAUCCCAUGAUGUCCAGGCUAGUGAUGGAGAUUAUUUGGAAGAAGUCCAGGUGAUUUUGGUAAAAGCAGAGGAUCAGCAAAUGUCGAAUGAUCCCCACAUUAUACAGGAAGCUCAACAUGUGCAAAUUCAUCACAGUGCAAGUCUAGAAAAGCAGAUGGACGGUUCCACAGUUGGAAUUUCCCUUGGUUCCCCUGCAGUAGCUCAGUCUACCGUCAAGCAGUGCAUUUUCUACCCUGUAAAGGAGGAGGAGGAGGGGGAGAUGAUGGUGGAGCCUCAAGCUAAUAAUGAAGGGACUUCAGGUUCAGAAGUGUCAGAAGAGAGAACAGGACCAUGGGUUGCACCUGGAUUAGAGGAGAGUGAGCUCAGUAUAGGAUGCCCACAAAUGGAAAUGCACCAUAAUUUAUACUCCAGCAAUGAAGAGGGCAGUGUUGGUGCUGAGCAACAGAGCAACGAAGACAUUCUAGAAUUCCUUUCCCAAACAUCAGACAUGGAGGACCUUGAUGGUGUCCAUUCUGAGCCAGAAGCUGAAGCUCAUAUUAUGUCUUGUUACAAUGGUAUCAAUGGCAAUGGAGCAGAGCGACAGUGUGAAAUGUCCAGCUCUGAGCAGCAUGCAAAAACCUCCAAAAAUACAGGUUGUCCUGAAGCAGGUAGUAAGGAGCAUUGUGAGCCCAUUGACUACUUCCUUCAGUAUUUUAGUUGGAAUACAUGGAAAGAUAUUGCAGCUUACACAGAGCAAGUGUCAAAAUUGCCAAAGCCCAUUACUGAAAAGGAGGUGGCCCAGUUUGUAGGAAUCCAUAUUGCAAUGGGAACCCUAAAGAAGAACUAUCGAGGAGACGACGGGGACAACCUCGAACUUCAAUGGUCAUUUGGCAAGACUACAUCCAGAGACUUUCCAAGUAUGAAGCUGUACUGGGAUGAUUUCACCCGAGUGCCAUUGAUUGCUGAUGCCAUGUCUGCAGCCAUGUUUUCUGAACUUGCAUCAAAUCUAAGAUUAGCCAGUCUGAGAAUGGAUAUGCCAAACUGGAACGGACAGGAUGCACAUAAGGAUCAGGAUGCGCAUAACUGCACAGAGACUUUGGUAACCAAGAAAGAUCCCCUUUGGAAAGUUCAGGCAAUAGUGAACAGAGUUCAAGAAGGGUGUCAAGCCCUUAAACGAAAUGGAAACUAUGGAGUUGACCAAUAUCUCCUUCCUUUUCAGAGAUACCCAACACACUCACUACAUCACACAGUCAUGGUAAAUGCUGCCGGAUUGGUCAUGGACUUUAGCUUGCGUGUUAGUGACUGUAACAGAGAGGAACUAGUUGAGAAAAUGGUUUCUCGAGAAAAAAGUGAUAAUCAAGGGAUGGUAUUUCUUUGCAAACCAGAGCUAUCAACACCUUCCAUGUUGGAGCAUCUCCUAGAGGCAGGAGUGCGCAGUGCUGGCAAGGUUGGUGGUGCUAGGGGACAAGUAGGUGAUGAAUUUGUCACUUCUGAUGGGAAACUAAAACUGUUCAGAUGCCAUCAUGGCUUUAUCCUGUCAGCUGUAACAAAGGAAAAGUCCCGCUCGACGUCGCUUGUCAGUGGAUUUGAGAGGGCAAUCAAAGCUGCAAACCUGAACAGAGAUUUGAGAAGCCUUUAUCGGACCCCGUGCACAAGCCCAUCACCCAGUGCCUGGCCACAAUCUGUACUUUGGGACCUUAUUGAUCUUGCAUUAGUUAAUUCAUGGCUACAGUACAAGCAAGCUCAAAACCUUUCAGAGCCACUAUCACUUAUGGCAUUCCGAUUGGAAGUUUCCAAAGCUUUAAUUCGUUCUAGCAACAUUGCUGUGCAAGAUUCCUCACCCCCUUAUCUUCCACCACCAAUACAGCCUGGAUCGAGUGCAUCCACAGGAUGUUCAGAUGUCUUUGAGUCCCCUUUACCUGAUGCAGCCACACGAUAUGAUGGGUUGGGCCACUGGCCAGAACAACUUUCUGAAGGUGAAGAGGCUAGGUGUAGAUUUGGAGGUUGCGAGCAAAUGUCUAGAGUCCGUUGUCUAAAAUGUUGUGUGUUCCUCUGUAUUUCUCGUAAUCACAACUGCUUCCUGAAGUUUCACAGUCAAGGAUCUACAUGAGUUGACUAAACUGCUCUGAUCUCGGGCCAUAUUAAACCAGUGAGUUUUAUUCUUGUAUAUCACCAUGAUUUGUUAAUUACUGUUAACUGGUGUAGGGCAGUUUGUCUGUUGUAAGUGAUGGUUUGCUCUGUUCUGAUUUUGUUUAAAAAAAGAAAGUUGUCAGUUGCUCAUCUUGCUUGUAAUAGUAUUGUAAUACUCAAGUCCAGGACCCAGUUACAGGGUAACAAGUUAUACAUGUCAGCUUUCCAUUUCAAAUUCGGCUAAACUCAUCCCAAGAAGCAAUUUUGCACAGUUUGUUUAUUAAUACUAAGUAUAUAACAAAUUACAUGGUUUACUUAUGAAAUUUUGCCUCUUAUGUAAAUUUUCUCUUUACUUUCAGAGCCCCUGCAUCUGUUAAAGCAGGGGGAACCUGCUUUAACAGAUGUAGCCUAUGGUUUAGGUAUAUGUACAGUCAGGUCCAUAAGUAUUUGGUCAAUGACAAAAUUUUUGUAAAUUUGCCUUCAUACAGCACAACAGUGGCUUUGAAAUGAAGCAAUCAACAUGUGUUAGAAGUGUACAAUUUCAGCUUUAUUUCAAGCAUUUAGCAGAAAACAUCACAUUAACUAUUCAGGAAUUACAGCCAUUUUGUACAUAGUCCCUCCAUUUUCACAGGUUCAAAAGUAAUUGGACAAUUGACAGCAGUUUCGUGGCCAAGUGUAGCCUGUGUCCUUGUUUUUUCAUGACAAAUUAAGGUGAUAAAGGGUCUGGAGGUGAUUACACGUUUUUGUACGUACGGUAUUUGGCAGCUGUUCAUGAGAACUCAUGAUGUUCAUAGGACACAUACGCCAUUAGGCAUCUAAUCCUCAAUGUCAAGAAUCUUGUACAUAUCUUUUGGUAUUAUAAUGUGUGUGUACUAUGUAUAUAUAUGUAUUUGUGACAAUAAAAUGAAUGAAUGAACUCGA